Messenger RNA from Xiphophorus hellerii (green swordtail), 4876 nucleotides. RefSeq names its product glutamate metabotropic receptor 7 (gene grm7). Lineage: Eukaryota; Metazoa; Chordata; Actinopteri; Cyprinodontiformes; Poeciliidae. The transcript is spliced from 10 exons. The record is from RefSeq and is a predicted model, not a curated record. Gene Ontology annotation, cellular component: membrane. Gene Ontology annotation, biological process: G protein-coupled receptor signaling pathway. Gene Ontology annotation, molecular function: G protein-coupled receptor activity. Bases 819 to 3536 code for a protein of 905 amino acids.
AUGAUUCUCGGGUUGUUUUGGCAACAGGAGUCUCUCACUGACACACGAGGCGCGUAGGUGGAGUAUGCGCGCGCAUGUGUGUGCGGGAGACAGCGCGCGCCGUCUCGUGAUCUCCUUCAGCCGCGGGUUGUUCCUCCUGGUCGGACUCUCCUCACCACGCAGCGCGCGCACAGGUGAGGGGAAAGUGUAAGGGGGAGGGGUGAGUGGGUGAGGAGGAGCCUGACUCACUCACGCACGCGCUCUCUGUCCCUCACGCAGACACGCGCGCGGCGCGGCGGUGAGCAGAGCGCAGUAAUUUGGUGCCGCCGGUGCGGAGCAGUUUCAUCCCGCGUUUCUGCGGUGCGUGGAAGCUGAACCGCGCGUGAUAUCUGCUCUUCAUCCUCCUCCUCUCCCUCGCGCUCAUCAUCGGGCUCGUGCCGGACCAUGGCAUCGGUGCGGGACGCGGGCUGGGUGGGUUUUUCACGCCGCCUCAAACGGAAUGUGCGCGGCUGCUGCGGGAGUUAAAGGAGUGGAUCCUGUCUUUGUUUCUGGAAUCCUGGAAGGGUCCUGGAAGGGUCCUGGAAUGAUGGUGAGGAUGAUGCUGGAGCAACAAGCGUGCGGCGGCUCCGCGCACACUUUGCGGUGAUAUUGCGCUGCUGAACGCGGACUGUUGCGCCAGUUUGCGGGAUUCUGCGCUCAGACUUCCCCACCAGGAAUGAACUUGUCUGUGGGAAUUCUCUCUCUCUGCUGAGAAGCGGCUCUUCUUUGCGUGGCUGUGCGUUUUCCCGGUCGGAGCGCUGAGGUUGGUGCGCAGGGGCGGAGGGAGCGGAUCCAGGGCCAUGGGCCGCCAGGCCAGCCGGCCCCCCCGGCUGCUCCGGAUGCUGUGGCUGCUGCCGGCUCUGCUGGACGCAGCCGGAUCCCAGGAGAUCUACGCGCCGCACUCCAUCCGGGUGGAGGGCGACGUGACACUGGGGGGGCUGUUCCCGGUGCACGGCCGCGGCGCCCCGGGCACGCCCUGCGGCGACAUCAAGAAGGAGAACGGCAUCCACCGGCUGGAGGCCAUGAUGUACGCGCUGGACCAGAUCAACGGAGACGAGGAGCUGCUGCCCAACGUGACGCUGGGCGCGCGCGUGCUGGACACCUGCUCCCGGGACACCUACGCCCUGGAGCAGUCGCUCACCUUCGUGCAGGCGCUGAUCCAGAAGGACACGUCCGACGUGCGCUGCACCAACGGCGAGCCGCCCGUGUUCGUGAAGCCGGAGAAAGUGGUGGGAGUGAUCGGCGCGUCGGCCAGCUCCGUGUCCAUCAUGGUGGCCAACAUCCUGCGCCUGUUCCAGAUCCCUCAGAUCAGCUACGCAUCCACGGCCCCGGAGCUGAGCGACGACCGCCGCUACGACUUCUUCUCGCGCGUGGUUCCUCCAGACAGCUUCCAGGCGCAGGCCAUGGUGGACAUCGUUAAGGCCAUGGGCUGGAACUACGUCUCCACGGUGGCGUCGGAGGGCAGCUACGGCGAGAAGGGGGUGGAGGCCUUCAUGCAGCUCUCCAGAGAGGCAGGUGGAAUCUGCAUCGCUCAGUCCCUGAAGAUUCCCCACGAACACAAACCGUCGGACUUUGACAAAAUCAUCCGGCAGCUGCUGGACACCCGCUACGCCAGAACCGUGGUUCUCUUCGCCUCCGACGAGGACAUCAGAGGAAUCCUGAACGCCUCGAAGCGGGCCGAUCAGGUCGGACACUUCCUGUGGAUCGGCUCCGACAGCUGGGGGUCCAAGAACAGCCCCAUCCACCAGCUGGAGGACGCCGCCGUGGGCGCCAUCACCAUCCUGCCCAAGAGGGCCACCAUCAGCGGCUUCGACGCCUACUUCAUGUCGCGGACCCUGGAGAACAACCGGAGGAACGUCUGGUUCGCCGAGUACUGGGAGGAGAACUUCAACUGCAAGCUGAUGAGCUCCUCCAAGAAGGACGACAGCAGCAGGAAGUGCACAGGUCAGGAGCGGAUCGGCGUCGACUCCAAGUACGAGCAGGAGGGCAAGGUGCAGUUUGUGAUCGACGCCGUGUACGCCAUGGCGCACGCGCUGCACAACAUGCAGCGGGACCUGUGUCCCGACGUGUCGGGCAUCUGCCUGGAGAUGGAGCUGGCCGGCGGGAAGAAACUGCUCAAGUACAUCCGCAGCGUCAGCUUCAACGGAAGUGCUGGCACUUCGGUGACGUUCAACAGAAAUGGCGACGCUCCGGGUCGCUACGACCUGUUCCAGUACCAGCGGAGCAACGGAACCGGGUCGGUAUACAGAGCGGUGGGACAGUGGACCGAGACGCUGCAGCUCAAUAUGGAGGACCUGCGGUGGCCCCGGGGCGAGCAGGACGUCCCCAUCUCGGUGUGCAGCCUGCCCUGCAGGGCCGGGGAGAGGAAGAAGGUGGUGAAGGGCAUGCCGUGCUGCUGGCACUGCGAGCCCUGCGACGGAUACCAGUUCCAGGCCGACGAGUUCAGCUGCAAGCUCUGCGCCUACAACAUGCGGCCCGGCGCCAACCGGACCUCCUGCCGGCCCAUACCCAUCAUCAAGCUGGAGUGGCACUCGCCCUGGGCUGUCAUCCCCGUGUUGCUGGCCAUGCUGGGCAUCAUCGCCACCAUCUUCGUCAUGGCGACCUUCGUGCGCUACAACGACACGCCGAUCGUCCGGGCGUCGGGCCGGGAGCUGAGCUACGUCCUCCUGACCGGAAUAUUCCUGUGCUACAUCAUCACCUUCCUGAUGAUCGCCAAGCCGGACGUGGGCGUGUGCUCGUUCCGGCGGAUCUUCCUGGGUCUGGGGAUGUGCAUCAGCUACGCCGCGCUGCUCACCAAGACCAACCGCAUCUACCGCAUCUUCGAGCAGGGCAAGAAGUCUGUGACAACGCCGCGGCUGAUCAGCCCCACCUCCCAGCUGGCCAUCGCCUUCAGCCUCAUCUCCGUGCAGCUGCUGGGGGUUCUGGUCUGGUUCGGGGUGGACCCGCCCAACACCGUGGUGGACUUCGACGAGCAGAGGACCAUCGACCCCGAGCUGGCGCGGGGCGUGUUGAAAUGUGACAUCACGGAUCUGCAGAUCAUCUGCUCGUUGGGAUACAGCAUCUUGCUGAUGGUGACGUGUACUGUUUACGCCAUCAAGACCCGGGGCGUCCCGGAGAACUUUAACGAGGCCAAGCCCAUCGGCUUCACCAUGUACACCACCUGCAUCGUGUGGCUGGCCUUCAUCCCCAUCUUCUUCGGCACGGCUCAGUCUGCAGAGAAGCUCUACAUCCAGACCUCCACCCUCACCGUCUCCAUGAACCUGAGCGCCUCCGUCGCCCUCGGCCUGCUCUACGUGCCCAAGGUCUACGUCAUCAUCUUCCACCCGGAGCUCAACGUCCAGAAGAGGAAGCGCUCCUUCAAGGCCGUGGUCACCGCCGCCACCAUGUCGUCCCGGCUGUCCCACAAGGCCGCCGACCGGCCCAACGGCGAGGCCAAGACGGAGCUGUGCGAGAACCUGGAGCCCAACAGUCCAGCAGCGAAGACCAAGUACGUGAGCUACAACGACGUUGUGAUCUAACUCCAUCCUCCAUCUGCAAGCGGUCUGCUGGUCCGAUCCUCUUCAGCCGGGGAAACGGGCCGCCGGUUCUGUUCUGAUCCACCGGAUCCGCUUUCCUCUGAGCGUGGACUCAUGGGACGGAGGCGUCUGACCUGACGGAGGGUCGGCGUCGAACCCGGAGCGUUCUGGAGGCUGAUCCAUCUGUCGCUCUCUUUCAUCGGACCCGUCCUUCGGUUCUGCUCGUUCUGGUGCCGGGAUGACUCUGGCCCCGCUGGCAGAUCCAUUCUGCUUCCUGGAUGAACAUCUUGUUGUUUUCUUUGUGUUUAUUGAAGCCAUGUUUGGGUUCACACCUGCAGUGCUGAGCUCAUGCUGCCACCUGGAGGCUGGAGGAUGAAACCCGUUCAGAACCAGUGGAACCGGUCCGCUGGUUCUGAACUGAGACUGAGGCGCGCGGUGAACACACCACCACCUUCACAGCUUCAUGUAAUUAUCGAUGGUGCAUGUUUUAUUUGGUUUGCAGGUCCAUGUUCGUGCUCUAACUUUGGGAACUCCACAUCCCAGAAGGCUUUGCAGGAUUGUGGGAGGAGCUGUGAGAGGAAGUAGCAGCUGUGAUGUGCCAGUGCUGUCGUUUGCGUGUGCGUCCGUUCCCAUCCUGUCCGGUUCCCAGCUUGUGUUUGCGGUUCCUCCGUCUGUGGCUCUUUGUGUUUCUGUGGCGGAUCUGAGGCGAUGGUUUCUGUUAAUGUGCCUGUUCUGCAUGUCCAGUCCGACCCGCCCGACCUCCAGAGACCCGAAGCGUCUCCAGUUUACAGUGGUGGGCACACUUAUGCUAACAUGCUAAUGCGCUAGCAGCAGAGCUAGUUUUUUGUUUGGUGCAGGUGUGUCCAAACGUGUUGUCAUGUGCGUCAAAAGCUAAGAACAUUGUUAAAAAAUAAAGCUGGGGUUUAUUGUUGGCUGAGUUUUGGUAGAGGAAAAACUUGUUUGCUUUAUGGAGAGAAAAGCACAUUGUUUAUUGUUAGCUCUGGAAACAGGAUUUGGAUUGCUUUCUUUCAAAACGCUGGCGAUGUUUUGCCAGGUUUACUAAGAUUACUUUUCACUGGAUAAAUAUGGUUGUACUUAUUUUAAAACACAUGAGUACUUUACAUUUUCCUUUGUAAUACUUAUAAUAUAAAUGUCAGUAAUAAUUUUACCCAAAUUAAAAUUAAAAGUCUCCCUCUGUAUGAACCACCGGUGCCGGAUGGGCCCCAUUUAUAUGAUUGUUGAAUUGAAUUCGUCACCCACAAAAAAUCUGUCCGCUUUGGACACAAAGUAGUUCAUUUGGUCCCCAAAGAUUUUCUUCUGGGCCCCCAGGGAUUACAAUAAAA